Messenger RNA from Emericellopsis cladophorae, 1383 nucleotides. RefSeq lists its product as uncharacterized. The record is from RefSeq and is a predicted model, not a curated record. Bases 1 to 1383 code for a protein of 460 amino acids. Gene Ontology annotation, cellular component: plasma membrane. The transcript has 3 exons. Gene Ontology annotation, molecular function: phosphoprotein phosphatase activity. Lineage: Eukaryota; Fungi; Ascomycota; Sordariomycetes; Hypocreales; Bionectriaceae.
AUGUCUGCCGUGACAACCACGACUACGAACAACGAGAUACAGAGCGUGCAACCCCCCGCCGAUCGCCAGGCUUCUGACGUCCAAGACACAAUCGGCCCUGACUCAUCGCCCGCCUCUACAGGACUCAGUGGGCAGACGAUAAGCGACUCAAGGACAAGUCUCGACGGCCAGUCGCGGACUUCGAAGCGCAGCUUCCUUGGUCGUCAACGCAACGGCAGCGCGUCCAGCAAGCGCACCGGUGACAACAGCGACACGAUGAAUUCGACAGGAAACACAGCGCCCAGCUCGCCAGCUCAGAAGAGGAAGAAGAAGAGCGGUGGGUUCCUAUCCUUCCUGGGUUGCUGCGGGGCUCCCGAUUCUGGCAACAACGCGGAAGGGGAAACCGAGAACGUCCACAAGCUUGACAAGCUUCCGCAAAGGCCAGCCACUGCCAAGUCAAGGACGCAGACCCCCCAGGAUGCGAAAGAUGCCAAGUCGGCGGAUCCGAAGGAGGAUGAGCCGCCGUCGCACACCGUCGAGGACAACCACACGCCCGCGGCGGAUGAUGGCGACAGGAUAGCUCCUGUCGAGGGCAGCUCGAGCAAGACCGCUACUCCUGCUGUCACGAUAGAGCCGCCUCAAGCGCAAACCAACAACAGCGAGCCAGCUGGCAAGCAUGUGGUCGCCGAGGAUGUCUCGAUGGGCGAUGCUCCCAUAGACGAAUCCGCCAACGGAGCAGUUGUGACGGCAGAGCCAGAGACCAAGGAGACUAUCCCGCCUCCACCGCCGCCUAUUGUCCCUGCCACAACAACAAUUACGCUUGCGGAGCCCCCAGUGGCGCAACCCCAGCAAGCUUUGCUGCCGCCCUUGGCUCCUGCGCUGAAGGGGAGAAAGUGUCUCGUCUUGGAUCUCGACGAGACGCUUGUCCACAGUUCGUUCAAGAUACUACACCAAGCCGACUUUACAAUUCCUGUGGAGAUUGAGGGGAACUACCAUAAUGUGUAUGUCAUCAAGCGCCCCGGCGUCGAUGAGUUCAUGAAAAGGGUUGGUGAGCUGUACGAAGUCGUUGUCUUCACGGCUUCCGUCUCUAAGUACGGCGACCCGCUUCUGGACCAGUUGGACAUCCACAAGGUCAUCCACCAUCGGCUGUUCAGAGAGAGCUGCUACAACCACCAAGGCAACUAUGUGAAAGACCUUUCGCAAAUUGGUCGCGACCUCAAAGACACCAUCAUCAUCGAUAACUCGCCAACCUCAUACAUCUUCCACCCUCAGCACGCCGUGCCUAUCAGCAGCUGGUUCUCCGAUGCUCACGACAACGAGUUGCUGGACUUAAUCCCUGUCCUCGAGGAUCUUGCAGGGUCGACAGUGGCCGAUGUCAGUCUUGUUCUCGACGUCACUCUGUAA